Messenger RNA from Panicum virgatum (switchgrass), 846 nucleotides. RefSeq names its product thaumatin-like protein 1b. The transcript is spliced from 2 exons. The coding region runs from base 1 to 768 and encodes 255 amino acids. The record is from RefSeq and is a predicted model, not a curated record. Gene Ontology annotation, cellular component: extracellular region. NCBI's taxonomy places the organism in Eukaryota, Viridiplantae, Streptophyta, Magnoliopsida, Poales, Poaceae. Gene Ontology annotation, biological process: defense response.
AUGGCGAUGGCCGGAGGUGUGUAUGAUCGUCUCCGUCUGAUCGCCUUCUUUGCCUUCCUCCUCAAUACACAUGGUGCGACGGCGGUGACGUUCACCUUCCGCAACAACUGCCCGGAGACAGUCUGGCCGGCGACGCUGACCUCCAGCGGCCCCGCGUUCCCGACCACCGGCUUCGCCCUGGCGCCGGGCGCCUCCGUCUCCUUCCCCGGCGUGGGCGCCACGUGGUCGGGCCGUGUGUGGGGCCGCUACCGUUGCACCGCCACGCCCCCCGGCGCGCGCUUCUCCUGCGAGUCCGGCGACUGCGGGACGGGGCAGGUCGCGUGCGGCGGCGCCGGCGGCGCCCCGCCGGCCACGCUGGCCGAGUUCACCCUCGGCGGCGCCAGCGACUUCUACGACGUGAGCAACGUCGACGGCUUCAACCUGCCCGUGGACAUCGAGCCCGCGGCCGGCGCCGGCGGGCGAUGCCAGCGGACGUCGUGCCCGGCGGACAUCAACCGGGUGUGCCCGAGCGAGCUGGCGGCGAGGAACGGCGGCGGCGCGGUGGUGGGCUGCAAGAGCGCGUGCCUGGCGUUCGGCAGCGACGAGUAUUGCUGCCGCGGGCGGUUCGCGUCGCCGGCGACGUGCAGGCCGAGCGGGUACUCGAGGCUGUUCAAGGCUCAGUGCCCGCAGGCCUACAGCUACGCGUACGAUGACGGGAGCAGCACCUUCACCUGCAACGGCGGCGUCGACUACCAGGUCACCUUCUGCCCGGGCUCCGGGACGAGCUAGGAGCCACGCCGUGCCCGUGCUGCCGGCCGAUCACGGGCACAACUUGUAAACGGAGGGGUCGUGUGUUCAUGUCGAAAU